Molecule: messenger RNA, 820 nt
Organism: Desarmillaria tabescens
Lineage: Eukaryota; Fungi; Basidiomycota; Agaricomycetes; Agaricales; Physalacriaceae
Exons: 6
Coding region: 1-732 (243 amino acids)
Cellular component (GO): vacuolar transporter chaperone complex; fungal-type vacuole membrane
Source: RefSeq, a predicted model, not a curated record
AUGAGCACACCAAAUCCACGGCCACCCAAGAAUCCUCUCAAUGUCGAACGUCCGGAAUCCCUUGUUCGACGGUCGUGGCAUGUAAUGACAGACAUGCUAUCGCCUUUUUCUGCAUCGGCCCUGGCGACCUUACCCAACGCUCAGCGACCUCAGCGAUACACUCGUGCAGAUGCCAUUCCAGAGACAGAAAAUGACGAAGAUGGACAGCGACCGACCAUUAGAGACUAUCAUGCUAUCAACUCGCUGCCCCCGAUGGUCCGAGUACCUAAGAAGAUUGCGACCCCGGUCAGGGUGGAAGGGAAGGUCUGCACCGCGCUAAUAACGUUCAUCUCAGCCUGGGUGUCUUGGUUGAACCUAUCGAUAUUAAUUGGAACACUGGCCCUGGCCCUCUUCAAUGCUUCCCAAGAUGACAUAGCGCGCAAUUUUGCUUAUGCCUACGCUCUAAUCAGUGCCGGGGUCCUAGUCUACGCCUAUCUGUUGUAUCAGCACCGGAUUACCAUGAUUCGGAGAAGAGAUCCGGGGCAUUUCGACGCAAUCAUUGGGCCCCUUGUCAUCAGCGCUCUCCUUUUCUUCGCUAUCUUUGCCAACUUUUUUAUCCGAGUCCGUGAACUUCGCGAAAAGAACGUCCCCAUUCCUGGGGCAGGUUUCAUAUCUACCAUCACACAGAAUUGGUACCCACUGAGUGCAGGCGAUCGCAAUAGUUCGCUUUUCUCUUUGCAGCAAGAGUCAUGAUGUAACUUUCUCGCGCUGUUUUCGCGGGUUUGUGGUAUCAUAACAAUUGUCAAUGAAAUUCUCGAACCUCGUCGUUCUCUGCUAUUGC